AGCCUAUUGAAAACACCUACUUCCGGUCUGUGGGGCGACUCUGAAUCAUGGGGCGAAUCAGAAACGCCAGCAGGCGGAACAAUUAUGGGCCUUGUUCGACUAUUAUGAUUUCCCAACACUGAAGCUGGAGCGCUGAACUGAACUGGUCAAGGCUGACGUUGGAGCCAAAUCUUACAACGUGCAUGAUCAACAUUUGGAUCGGUUAAUAACGUGGGAAAUUCUGUGGAAUAGUUGUCUGAUUCCACCUGUCCUAUGGCAUGACUUUUGAAGAACUUGAUUUUCUUCUAAACUCCAAGAAACUGUGAACUUUGUAAGUUGUACAAGACACCUUAACGUUCGAAGGGGUGCUUUUCCUAAAAAAAAAAAAAUGGAUCAGCAAGCAGCUGGUGCGGAGGACCCCAAUAAGCAACCGAAAAAGAAAUCAAAUGAUGAUGAUAGUAAGAACAAAAAGCUGAAUAUACAAAUUAAAACAUUGGCUGAUGACAUGCGUGACAGGAUUACAAGCUUUCGAAAGCAGGGCACAAAGAAGGAGAAGCCCGUUAUCCAGCACCCAACAGACCCCGUCUCCACGCAUUCUGAGCUACCUGUACCGCAGCCACUUUUUGAUGAGCGUUCAUUGAACCUCUCUGAAAAAGAGAUUGUUGACUUGUUUGAAAAGAUGAUGGAGGAUAUGAACCUGAAUGAAGAACGUAAAGCCCCUCUACGUGAAAAGGACCUGAGCACUAAACGAGAGAUGGUUGUCCAGUACAUCUCUGCCACAGCUAAAUCUAUAACUGGGAGCAAAGUGGCGGGGGGCCUGAGAAACAGCAAGCAUGAGUGUACGCUGUCAUCACAGGAAUAUGUGCAUGAGCUGCGUUCUGGCAUUACUGAGGAGAAAUUGCUCAACUGCCUUGAGUCUCUGCGUGUGUCUCUAACCAGCAAUCCUGUCAGCUGGGUGAAUAAUUUUGGCCAUGAGGGUCUUGGACUGCUUUUGGAUGUACUGGAGAAGCUUCUUGACAAGAAACAACAAGAGGUCAUUGACAAGAAGAACCAACACAAACUCAUCCAGUGCCUCAAAGCCUUCAUGAAUAAUAAGUAUGGAUUGCAAAGGAUACUUGGGGAUGAGCGAAGCCUCCUCCUUCUGGCCAGGGCUAUUGAUCCCAAGCAGCCGAAUAUGAUGACAGAGAUUGUGAAGAUCCUGUCUGCAGUCUGUAUUAUUGGAGAGGAGAACAUUCUGGAUAAGAUCCUGGCAGCCAUGACAAUUGCAGCCGAGAGAAACAACAAAGAGAGAUUCGCUUCAAUAGUAGAGGGUCUGGAGAACCAUGAUGCUCAGCAGCUUCAGACAGCCUGUAUGCAACUAAUCAAUGCCCUAGUCACCUCUCCGGAUGAUCUGGACUUCAGAAUCCAUUUACGGAAUGAGUUUCUGCGCUGCGGCCUGAAGAAGAUCCUGCCAGAGCUGAAGGAGACAGAAGAAUUGGACAUUCAGCUGAAGGUGUUCAAUGAGAAUAAGGAGGAGGAUUCUAUUGAGCUCUCACACCGGCUUGAUGACAUCCGCACAGAGAUGGAUGAUAUGGAUGAGGUUUACCAUAUUCUGUCCAACAUGGUGAAAGAUACAGGCUCAGAGUCCUAUUUCCUAUCCAUUCUUCAGCACUUGCUGCUCAUCAGGAAUGACUACUAUAUCAGACCUCAAUACUACAAGGUGAUUGAAGAAUGUGUGGCUCAGAUUGUUCUUCACCGGAGUGGAAUGGACCCUGACUUUGGUUACAGAGAGCGACUAGAUGUAGACUUCACCCAACUCAUUGAUCAGUGUGUAGAUAAGGCCAAGUUGGAGGAGAGUGAACAGAGAGCAGCUGAAUUCUCCAAAAAGUUUGACGAGGAAUUCAGCGCACGACAGGUGGCACAAGCUGAGUUGCAGAAACACGAGGAGAAAAUCAAAGAGCUGGAGGGGAAGAUCACCUCCAUCCAGAGUCAGGUUGCAGCUGGAGGCACUCAAAGAGUUCUAUUACCAACAGAACCACCUCCUCCUCCCCCUCCACCAGGAGCACCCCCUCCACCUCCUCCUCCCCUUCCAGCAAGUCUGGGACCUCCACCACCACCACCACCACCACCUGGCUUUGGUCUGCCACCUCCACCCCCUCUUCCUGGAGGAGUUCCUGCACCUCCUCCACCUUUCUUUGGAGCCCCAGGUCUCCCUCCUAUACCAGCUGUCCAAAAACUACCUUAUGGCCUACAGCCCAAGAAGACUUAUAAACCUGACACAGCAAUGAAGAGGGUCAACUGGUCCAAGAUAGUGCCUCAGGAGAUGGCAGAGAAUUGCUUUUGGAUCAAAGUCAAAGAGGAGAAAUUUGAGAACCCAGAUCUAUUUGCCCAACUCUGUCUCACUUUCUCAUCCAAGUCCAGAGUGAAAAAGGAUUUGGAGGAAACGGAUAACAGAAUGACACAAUUUAAGAAAAAAGCAAAAGAGUUGCGAAUCCUGGAUGCCAAAACGGCCCAAAAUCUGUCCAUUUUCCUUGGAUCGUUUCGAAUGCCUUAUGAUGAGAUCCGGGAUGUUGUCCUGGAGGUGGAUGAGGAGAAGCUGAGUGAGGCGUUAAUCCAGAACCUGAUCAAGAAUCUCCCUGAACAGAAGGAGCUGAGCUCUCUUGCUGAGCUGAAGAGUGAGUACGAGGAGCUGUGCGAGUCAGAGCAGUUUGGCAUUGUGAUGAGCUCAGUGAAGCUAUUGCGUCCUCGUCUGAAUGGAAUCCUGUUCAAGCUGACAUUCGAGGAGCAAGUAAACAACAUCCGUCCUGACAUCAUGAACGUCACCUUUGCAUGUGAGGAAGUGAAGAAGAGUGAGAGCUUUAGCAAGCUCCUGGAAUUGGUACUGCUUGUGGGAAACUACAUGAAUGCAGGCUCCAGAAAUGCCCAGACUUUUGGGUUUAACAUCAGCUUCCUUUGCAAGCUACGGGACACAAAGUCAACAGACCAGAAUACAACACUGAUGCAUUUCUUGGCUGAGAAAUGUGAGGAGAUGUAUCCACAGAUCCUGAAGUUCCCUGAUGAGCUGGAGCAUGUGGAGAAUGCCAGCAAAGGGAACCUGGAGCCUAUCCCAGGGAACAUCGGGCACAAGGCGGGGUACACCCUGGACAGGGUGCCAAUCCAUCGCAGGGCACACUCACAUACACAUUCACACACCCAUUCAUACACUAUGGACACUUUGGACAUGCCAAUCAGCCUACCAUGCAUGUCUUUGGACUGGGGGAGGAAACCGGAGUACCCGGAGGAAACCCCCGCAGAGAACAUGCAAACUCCGCACACACAGGGCCACGGUGGGAAUCGAACCCCUGAACCUGGAGGUGUGAGGCGAAUGUGCAAACCACUGUGGAUAACAAUGGAACAGUUGUUGUUUUGGGAAAAACACCUUUACAUCAAGGAAGCAGAGGCACAGCCCUCAGAUACCAGCUUCUAUAGGUGGAUUAACAAGGACCUCACUCCUCAGCUACAGUCCUCAUUCAGACAACUAUUACUGAUGUCAUUGCAGCAAGACAUCUCCCUGCUUCAGCUUUGAACCUAAUGGUGGAUAAUCUUCUUGUCUUAAUACUCUUGUCUCAAUACUUUUGUCUCAAAAAAUUAUAUCCCAAUUUCUGUAUGACAUUUUUCAACGCAUCUUUCAGUCUUUACCAGUAUUUGUCAAAGACACUUAAUAUAUAUAUUUUUUUUUACAAAUUCUCGAACAAUUUUAUGAACAUUCCUUGCACAGAAACCAUCUACCUUUAUCUAUGGUCAUCAAAAGUCUGUAUACAGUCAUCAUGAAUGAAGCUGGAUUGAGAUCUCUAAAACAUUAUCUGCAUGCAUGACUAAAUUAGGACCUGACUACUGACAUUGAGUCUCAUUUAUCAAGCUGAAUAUGAAUGGAUUUUUCAUAUUUUUUUUCAAUCCAGUGUUUACACAACAAAUGUGGUAUUCAUGAAAACCCUGUGUAUUUGGAAAAAUGUUGUGCUUCUGAGUGUAUGUCAAUUUAUGCAUAAAAAUACUAACUAAUGUAAACAUUGACUUGAUUGACUUCAGAUCAUAAAAUUCCAGGAAUUGCUGCACUUUUUUAUUUUUAAGCUGGAAACCCCCACAUAUGCCUUUUCUUUCAGCAGAGGGAAAGUUUUAAAUUAUGGCCCUGUGCCAUGCAUGGGGUUUAUUCAUGUAAAAAAUCAGGUUGCUGGUGCUGCCAUCCUCAUGGAGGUCUGCAAAUAGAGUCUCUGGAUUUUCUGUCAGUCUCUUGUUUUUGUAAACUUUUCAUGCAGUUUCAUAAGAAAUACCUUCUGGAUAGUUCAAUGGAAUGGCCUCCACACUUUGGGUUUGUGUAGGCCUAGGGCUAUAGGCCAUUUGCACCUGUGGGUGUGGAUAAUUCCUGCUAUUGUUUUUCACUAGACGUUUUCACACCUUCCUUUUCACAGCUCCAACAUGUAGGUCGGCUGGACAGGUAGAUCUGAACCCUCAUAGAGCAACUGUGGGGAUAAAGAUGUGGAGGUGAAAAGUAAAAGUAAUAAUAUUAAUAAUUACUUGAGUAAGAGUAAUAAAGUAUACGAUGAGAAGACUUCAAGUUACUAGUUACUUCGGAUCUGAUUAAAAUCAAGGGAAAAUCCUGAAUUUCAGACUACAUGGAAAACUCUGUGUGUGUGUGCUCUGACAUGCUUGGUUCUUCUCCAUCUCGAGGAUGCUAAACACAUGAGCGGUUGUUGUGUCAGACCACUGCAGUGCAUCGUGAGGCAUCAUUGUACAUCAUUUAAACGAAUUAUUAAAACUACCUUUCAUAUUUAACAGUAACAGAGGAAUGGCACAGAAUGUAGCAAAGUAAAAGAACACAUUUCUGUGAUUAAAAAUGAACUUGUGUAAGAGUAUAAGUAUGGCCUGUUAACUAUAAAAAGUUGUUUUUUUUCCCCAAAAGUUACUGAAGGAAAUUUAACAGAAUAAAUUACUACCCACAUCUGAGUUUACAUAGUCAGGAUCUGUAAAUCACAUUGUGAAUAUGCUCUUUCUGUAACAGCACAUUUGAUAAAUGUUGCCACAUGUUUAAAUUGAUACAUAAAAUGUUUGAAUAUUUGGUUUAAUUUUGAUCGAUUCACACAGUACAGUACAAUAAAACUCAAUCCAGUGACGUGGAACCGAUAUACGAAUUUGAAUCAAGUAAAUUCAAUAAGCUUGGUUCAGUUUGUAGGCUUCUGUGUUCACUUUAAAUCAGUUUUUAAAUAACUUUUAAUUGGACUAAACUUGAAAGACAUGUUCUGACCCUAACCCUAUGUUCUGAGGAUGUCUGCAAAGUUUUGGGCAUGAUCAAUGAUAGGAAAUGGAGUUAAGACCAAAUAGCUGUUUUUAAGGAACAAAAAGUCCAAAAUUGUGUGCUGCAUCAAUCUGUUAAUCUGCAACUGGGUUUUCAACCAUUGAUGAAUUACAUGGCCACAUUCAGCCAAUUAGGCUUCAGCGAGCAUUUCACACAACCAGCACUGGUCAUAAAACUCGAUAAGUUAAGGUCUGGAUAAAUCUAUGGUCUCUUUAUUGUUCUAUGUAAUUUGGCAAGAACUGGCUACUGGGUGUGAUAUUUUUUGAGGUGUGCUUGGACCUCGCAGAUUAUAUCAUCAUAAUAAUAGUAAUAAUUAGCCAAAUUCAUUUAGGUCCCACCCACUAAUUUCUGCUAUGAUGGGAUGUUUGCCAAUCACAUGGUAUUUGAACCUUAAUUUUGAGAACUUGUCGAGGCGUUUUUGUCCAAUCUUCACAAAUGUUUCGCAAUGUCAAUCAAUUUUAACAAGGCAGAGCCUAAUUUAUUCAAACAGCUGCAACUCAUGUUCACUUGCAUGAAAUUGCACAAAAAUUGAAAUACAUAUGAAACUCGCAUCAGCGGCAGGCAGAGCACAGACACACAGAGGCGAUUUGAGGAGAAUUAGUGCUGGGUUUAUUUACAAUAUGUACAAACUUACAAAAAUUAGAAAGGGGUAACGUGAAGGAGAGGAGUGAAGGGAGUGCAGUGAGUGCUGAUGGAAAUCUGGUGAUCCCAUCAGAGCGUUGCAGCGGGGCUCCCAAAUGGGGCAGACAUCCGGGCUACCGCCGGGCUGAUGUCACAAUAUAUAGGGACAAAAUUCUGAGGUAAUAUACAAAGUUUGGGUUGUUGGCAUACAUAGGGGUGGAGCUAAGGUCAGCUGAAAUUUGGUGCUGCAUCGAUAUGCUAUUAUUUUACUGGAUUUUUAAUCAUCAUUGAAUUACUUCAGAACCAUGGCAAGAACAGAUAGCACUUGGAUAGCACCUUGGUCAGUACAUAAUACUCUUUGCUGCUACUCAGGCAAGAUAGAUAAGCCUGAUCGGAAAAUUAAUUUUUUCUACCUGGGUAAUUUACUCAAACUUGGUUUCUCCUGAACAAGAGGUUCAGCCUCAAGAACUAUUUAGCUCCCACUUAUAUUUGUAGGUCAUUUGCACAAUAUGCAUUAUUUUGGUGUCAAACUACUCAGCAGAGUGUUGCUUUCCGUAAUUAUGAAAUAUAUGUUGAUGUUUCUGAACAAUAUGACUACCACAUAUUAGGUCCAAUGUUAGGUUCCAUGCCACAGUUAGAUCCCAUAUCUUUAACUACCCCAUGUGUCUGUGUGUGUAUGGGUGUAAAUUGUUAUUAUUUUCUUUAAAGAUCUUAUAUCCCAUUUAGUACUGCCCUUCAGAAGCUACAUGAGAUAUUUACAUGUUUACCAAAAGACAAAAUAAUAACAAUUUACACUGAUAAAUUAAGCAUAAGCAGUGCAUUCUUCCGGUUUGUGACUUUGUGUACAUUACCACGUGUGUUUGUUUUGUUUUUUUGUCUUGUCUCCACCCCUGCAUCAUUAUUGGUUGUUUCCCUCACGUGUUAUGCACACCUAUUCCCAUUUCCCACUCAGUGCAUUUUCCCACUUUUUGUGGACACCCCGGCUCCUUUUAACAAUACUGGAAUGGAUUCUUCCUCCAGUUCCAGUUUUAUUUUGGAGCUUGCUAGACCCCAAUCCUGAAGAGAAGCAGUGGCUAGGGUUCAUGUUAUCCUGGUUCACCAGCCGAGCUUCUAGUUGCCAUGGGAGCCAUGGGCCUAGGAAGCAUGGAUGAGUUCGUCUGCCUGAUGAGGAUGAUUUAUAGAAAAGGGGACUAUGGGGACACUCUCUGACACAAUCAUCUUGUUCAAAAGCUUACAUCUCCCUGGCUCUUAAUGUAUCAAACCCUCCAGGACAGCACUUAGAGGAAUUUGAAAUUAUUCAAAAUUACCACAGAUUUUCUGAGGAUUCAUCACAACACACAUUCAGCCAAAGUCCUCUUCGAUUUACAUGCAUCGAACAUGAGUAUAGAUAAAAGGUUUAAUUUUAUCUAAAAGACUGUGCAAUUGCAAUUUAAUUCCAAUUCAAAUAGUCUUCUUCAAAAAGGCACAAAAAAACUUUGCGAAUCUACAAACAACUCACAGUAUAAACAAUCAAGUGUAUCUAAACUUUUGAACUGAUUAUUUUGUGUAAAUUCAAUUAUUAUUGUGUCUUGUGGACUAUAUGUAAACAUCUUUUAUGCGGAAUAGCUUAUUCAGGGCAGUACUAAAUAAAAAACAAAAUGCAUUUUUUUACGAUAAUGCCUCCACCAACCAGUGAUGGACAUAGAAAAAGAGUUUUAAUAGAUUUUUUUUGAGGCCUUGCUCAAAAUCACAUGUGAUCUCCCAUCAGUGCACUCCCUGUCCAUGAAGUAUAUAAAGAGCAGGGCCAUAAAAUCAUCUCAGACUCCCUUAUCAAGCAACCUCUCAACUGCUGACUGUACUUUAGUCAUUGCUGGAUACGGAUUGAUUCCUUUUUGUUUGCAGUAAGAAAAGUGUUGCAUCCUCAACAAACUCCUCAAAAAAGGCAGGACAAAUUUACACUCACUAGAAUACACUUUAUCUGUAGUAUAAUUUCUAAUGUAUGUGUUUUCCUAAAGUUUUUCUCUUUUUCAGUCUUAUCUUGCCUGGAAUUAUUAUUAUUAUUUUUAUUUAUUUAUUUAUUUAUUUUAUUUUUUUUGCUGUUUUGUUAAUUUACACUUAAUCAGAGAUGUGAAACUCAAAUUACUGUCAACAUUGAUGGACAACAAUAAUAAAAAAAAAUGAAUCUAAAACAUGAAUCUGGAACAGAAGAGGAGGUUUUACUCCAUCAUAUUAUGCUCUCUAGCUUAUACAACUUAUACAGCUAUUCUUUACACCUCCUAUGAAUAGAGUUCUGCAAAGCCACUAUUAAUCAAGAUGCAGCCACAGCAAUCAGAAGAGUAUUUUCCCACU
Messenger RNA from Ictalurus punctatus (channel catfish), 8236 nucleotides. It is a transcript of the gene diaph2, whose product is annotated as diaphanous-related formin 2. Gene Ontology annotation, cellular component: cytoplasm; actin filament. NCBI's taxonomy places the organism in Eukaryota, Metazoa, Chordata, Actinopteri, Siluriformes, Ictaluridae. The transcript is spliced from 25 exons. Gene Ontology annotation, molecular function: actin binding; small GTPase binding; microtubule binding. The record is from RefSeq and is a predicted model, not a curated record. Gene Ontology annotation, biological process: actin filament polymerization; actin cytoskeleton organization. Bases 368 to 3523 code for a protein of 1051 amino acids.